This is a messenger RNA of Bursaphelenchus xylophilus (pine wood nematode), 1986 nucleotides long. The record is from the annotation of a GenBank genome assembly. NCBI's taxonomy places the organism in Eukaryota, Metazoa, Nematoda, Chromadorea, Rhabditida, Aphelenchoididae.
AUGGGAGAUAAUGCGCCCGGGGAAGUCCAGCCGGCAGUGGGAGCAGAAAAUCACGAAGGAAAUGUAAGUUACUACUAUUUUCUCCUUAUUUGUGGUUUAGAAUGUUGGAUUUGGCUCCAUGAUAAAACAAACCAUUCAACGAAUUAUAUUUUUCUACUUCAUUACAACCGCCAUAAAAAGCUUUAUGGGUGGUAAUAAGGGUCCAACAGAUACGUCCCCUUCUUCUCCAACAAGCGGGUCAACGCAAGUAUUUCCGCCAGCUGGAAAUCUUUACACUCCAGGACAACCAUUUGAUCUUUUUGUCUAUUUGUCACCUCAUGAAGAACGAUUCCGAAAUUUUGACAAUGCCGACUCUCUAGUUUGGUUUCAGCGAGACAUUAUUUUUGGGGAUUGGACAUCAGGAGAGAAUAGUGAUGGUUCAAGGAUAAAGAGUCUCAGUUUUCCCACUCCUGAGUACUUGCUAAGAAAUCAAUCGAUUUACAUGCAUGCGUUUAUAGUCAAAGCAGGGAAGUCGAUAAAUCCGAAGGAUAGUAACUAUGGAGGAAAAGAAGUUGUCCAUUCUGUUUUCCGCCUCAACAGAUACAAAAAGAAGCACUACAAGCAGACGACCAAUUUGAUUACCGGGAGGACCGAACAAAGCGAGGAAGAUCAAAAGAAGGCAGCCCAACUUAAAUACGAGGUACUCAAUUUCUGGCAUCCUAAUAUCACGAUUGCUGUGGUUUAUGAUUAUACGAAAUGGAAUAAGGGACAGGUCCCUCCACCGUUGGACCAAUAUAUAAAAUUUACGCCUGAAGGCUUGAACUACUACCCCAGUUUGUAUUUUAAUGAUUAUUGGAAUCUGGGAAGCGAAUACCAACCCAUCAACGACACUGUAAAGACGCUCAACCUAACUAUUACUUAUGCUCCGCUGUCGUUGUUUAAACUUCAAUUGUAUGCUUCCCAGAAGGUUUGUUUUAAAUGCUUUUUAUGUCUUAUCUUCUUUUAGCAACAAAGUAAAUGGACCCAUCUUCUCGGGGAACAACAUGAAGAGAAUGAUGACGAUCAGGACACCAUAAAACAAGCGUUACUAGAGACGUCUCCAUGGCUUCUAGGAAUAACAGUAGUUGUUUCCGUACUUCAUACAGUCCUCGAAUUUCUGGCCUUCAAAAACGAUAUUCAAUUCUGGAGGACCCGUAAAUCGCUUGAAGGUUUAUCCGUUAGAUCCGUUUUAUUCAACGUGUUCCAAUCGGUUAUUGUUUUUCUCUACAUCUGCGACAAUGACUCCAGUUUUGUCAUUAAGAUGUCAAUUGGGUUUGGAUUACUGAUUGAACUUUGGAAGAUCCCAAAAUGCCUUAACGUCGAGAUUAAGCAUGACGAGAAGAUCCUUGGAUUGUUCCCCAAAAUCAAGUUUUCAGACAAGGGAUCAUAUGUUGAAUCAGACACAAAAGAAUAUGAUCAAUUGGCUUUCAAGUAUCUUUCCUGGGCCUUGUUUCCUCUUCUCGGAUGUUAUGCUAUAUAUUCCUUGGUAUACGAAGAACAACGAGGUUGGUACAGUUGGGUGUUGAACAUGCUGUACGGAUUUUUGUUAACGUUUGGUUUUAUUAUGAUGACACCUCAGCUAUUUAUCAACUACAAACUCAAGUCCGUCGCGCAUCUUCCAUGGCGGAUGCUGACUUACAAGUUUAUAAACACAUUCAUCGACGAUCUCUUCGCAUUCGUUAUAAGAAUGCCGACUCUUUAUCGUUUGGGAUGUUUCAGGGAUGACAUUAUCUUCCUGGUAGGUAUUUUCUUUGUUUGUAUUCCAAACCUGGGUAUGAGAGAUUAUAAGUUUCUAUUCAGAUAUACAUAUACCAGCGAUGGAUAUACCGGGUAGACCCAACCAGGGUUAAUGAAUUUGGAACCUCAGCCGAUCACCCAGAAGGAGUUACAGAAGACCAAGAGAAAGCGGCCGAUGACAAAGAAAAGAAAGCUUUAGAAGGUGCCAAAGAAACCAAAAAGGAAAAGUGA